This is a messenger RNA of Aedes albopictus (Asian tiger mosquito), 2007 nucleotides long. RefSeq lists its product as uncharacterized. The coding region runs from base 91 to 1887 and encodes 598 amino acids. The record is from RefSeq and is a predicted model, not a curated record. Lineage: Eukaryota; Metazoa; Arthropoda; Insecta; Diptera; Culicidae. The transcript is spliced from 4 exons.
AUCUGAUGGUGACAUUUGCAUUCGCGCACGGUCCGAAACACAUUUUAAAAACACGCGUUUGAUGUGCGUAAAACGGAAUAUUUCGCUAAAAUGGUUACGAAUACGUUCACAAAAUACGCCAAAUAUACGGUAGAAGAGCUAGAGUCGUACGUCGCGGAUCCCAAUUCGUGUGUGCAAAAGCUGGAGUGGACAAACCUGGUUUCCGUACUGCCGAAGUAUCUGGGCAACAUCUGCGACGGGGUGAGGGCUUGUCUGACGCAAAAGAUCGGAAAGUACGACCGGUCGGUCGAUGGAAUCAUUCUGGCGUUCAAGAACACCAAAAUCCUGAAUCAUUUGUCGGCCAUCCGCCCGAAUAGUGUCCGGAGCCACGUAAAGGUUUCGACCGAUUUCUACGUGUUUCGUCCGGUGAGUGGCGCCACUAUCGAGGGAACUAUUAAAUAUGUAUCGAAGAAUUACCUCAGCGCGGUCAUCUAUCGGGUGUUUAACGUUACGAUUCGGUUGCAACGGCAAAAGCUGCAUGAGAUCAAACAGGGCCGGGUGAUCAGCUUCAUUGUCAAAUCGUACGAUAUGAAGAGUGACCUGCCGUAUAUUGAGGGAGAACUGAUUACGGCACCAGACGAACAACUGCCGGAAUUUGAAGAACAUAUCGUGAAAAAGGAAAAAUCUUCGAAGAGGCAAACGGGAAUUAAGGCAGAGCCAAUGGAUGUUCAGGAAGAAGUUACCGAAGUGAAGACCAACACAGAAACUAUUUCGAUUCCGCAUCGGAUUCGGAGCAAAACGGAACCGGCAACCGAAGAGUCCGAAUCGGAUGAUGGUGAUGAAGAUGCCGAUGAUGUCAAACAAUCAAUGAAAGCUAUUCUAGAUAAUCUUCAAAAGGAAAUGAGCGACGCCGUGGAUUCUGCCUCGGAAAGUAUCGAAAAGUCGGAGAUAUCGCCGGCAAAGGAACAGGAUGCGAACAAAAAGACGAAACGAAAGAAAGGUGAUGAUUCUACUGUGGUCAAGAAAGAGAAAAAGUCAAAACAGACCAAACAGAAUGGACAUACAUCUAAGGUCAAUGGAGGCAACCCCAGUGAUAGCAUAGAAUAUUCCAUCAACGCCAUUUUGAGCGGGAUCGAAAAGGAAAUGAGCGAUAUCACAGAUUCGGAUUACAGUUCCUCUAAACAGGAUGAUUCGAAAGUGACAACGCCGUCACGCGGCAAGGCUGAGAGUACCAGCAAGAAACAAAAACCUAAAAAGGUAGACGAACCCAGUUCAUCCAAGAAAGCAAACAAGCGGAAACACGCCAAAAUGAACGGGCACAGUUCCGGGAAUGCCGCCGGCCAGCAUGAAGACAUGGAAGACUCAAUCCAAGCCAUUCUGAGUGGCAUCGAAAAAGAGAUGAGCGACGCAACAGAUUCUGAUCGUGGCACUUCCAGACUAAAUGAUACCACGGAAGUACCGUUUGCCAAACCGUCUCCAAGUAAAAAGAAAAAGAAAAAAUCAACCAUCGAUUCAUUGGAGAAGGAAUUGUUACUGAAACUGGCGGCUGAAUAUAGCGAGCAGGAUUCGCAUCCUGCUGAACCGGUAGAAACGCAAAAAGAGCCAGAAAAAUCUCCCAAGAAAAAGAAGAAGAAAACCAAAGUCAGCAGAGAGGACGAUUUCGAGGCUUCGAUCAUGUAUUCCAUCCUUAAGUGUGCUGCUCUGGCGGAGGAGAGCGAACCGAAGAAGAACAAUCCUGCCUCGUCACCAGCGAAGAGAAAAACGGGUAAAACGACGGCACGGAAAUCCGUACGAUUCGAUAGUACCAUCACCGAAGCGUCGUUCAAUGCUCUCGAUUCGUCCGAAUUACUAGAAAUAUCGCAACUUCAGUCACCGACGCUAUCCUCCACGCUGAAGGGUAGCUCAUAGAAGAUUGCGACGCGUGUAGAUCGAGAUGCGUAUGUGCUGUAGUUAGUUGUGAGACAUUUUACGAGGUUUAACUCAUUUAGCCAUUAAGUUUUCCUUCUGAAUAAACAUUUUUGUCGUUUA